AUGUCUACCCAGACCGCAACAGUCAAGCGGAAUCCCGCUGACUCCAUGGUGUCCACCUGGCGCCAUGAUCGAGCUCAGUGGGGUCCAUGGCACUGGAUGAUAGAACUUCUCGGCCUACACCUCAUCGACCUGAAGGGCAAAGUACCAGUAUUUUCCAAGAAAGAAAAGAUACCCGCCAUCCGCGAAUGGACAGUUCACUUAUGGAUCCUACUCCACGCCAUGAUACCACUCGCCCUGCACUACGCCUACACAGCCUAUACCGGACAAAAUCUCGGUCUCCUCGCCGCAUUCGGGCUAUACUCGACCGCAUUUAAACUAAACGGCAUCCAUGAAAUGCACAUAAUGCGACGUCUCGGUCAAGUUUACGGAUUCCUAGACGGAGACAAGCACCCCCGAGACGAAAUCCCCGACGUUGGCGUUGGAAAAGUCAUCCGGGAACUCAUUUCCACUUCCACUUUCCGCAUGAUAAUGGCUAUAUAUCUUACCUACCAACCGAAUGAAACACCCUCGUCUCUCGAAUGGAAAUGGCUGCCCCUGGAGAUCGGUAUCUACAGCAUCACCGUCGAUUUCUGGUUCUACUGGUAUCACCGCAUGAUGCACUCAACGGGUCCACUGUGGAAAUAUCACCGUCGACACCACCUCACAAAGCACCCGAAUCCCCUCCUCUCAGCGUACGCAGAUCACGAGCAAGAGUUUAUGGAUAUAACUGGCAUCCCCCUCAUGGCGUAUGGCACGAUGAAGCUUAUGGGGCUACCGAUGGGGUUCUAUGAGUGGUGGAUUUGUUUCCAGUAUAUUGCCUUUUCGGAAUUUAUUGGACACAGUGGUUUGAGGCUUCAUGGUGGGGCACCGUCUACGUUGAAUUGGUUGUUGGAGCUCUUUGAUGCGGAGCUUGUUAUUGAGGAUCAUGAUUUGCAUCAUCGGUAUGGGUGGCGGAAGAGUCAUAAUUAUGGGAAACAGACUAGGCUUUGGGAUAGGAUAUUUGGAACUUGUCAUGAGAGGAUUGAGAGUGUAAAGGAGAACGUUGACUAUACUAAUCGGGUUACGAUGCCUCUUUUGUGA
This is a messenger RNA of Penicillium waksmanii, 1059 nucleotides long. RefSeq names its product sterol desaturase family protein. Gene Ontology annotation, molecular function: iron ion binding; C-4 methylsterol oxidase activity. The transcript has a single exon. Gene Ontology annotation, biological process: ergosterol biosynthetic process. The coding region runs from base 1 to 1059 and encodes 352 amino acids. Lineage: Eukaryota; Fungi; Ascomycota; Eurotiomycetes; Eurotiales; Aspergillaceae. The record is from RefSeq and is a predicted model, not a curated record.